This is a messenger RNA of Archocentrus centrarchus (flier cichlid), 5257 nucleotides long. RefSeq names its product DEAH (Asp-Glu-Ala-His) box polypeptide 38 (gene dhx38). Gene Ontology annotation, cellular component: intracellular anatomical structure. The record is from RefSeq and is a predicted model, not a curated record. NCBI's taxonomy places the organism in Eukaryota, Metazoa, Chordata, Actinopteri, Cichliformes, Cichlidae. Bases 265 to 4092 code for a protein of 1275 amino acids. The transcript has 27 exons. Gene Ontology annotation, molecular function: ATP binding; RNA binding; 3'-5' RNA helicase activity.
AGGAUUGUGGGAUUGCAAUGGCUGCUCCCUCAUCUGUAAACAUACGCGUUGAGUUUACGAAAGCCGGCGGUUAAUUAUUAUCUCCGAUGCCGUUAGGGCUCGUUUUGUGAUUCAUUUUGUGAUCCAUAAGCUGGCCUCGGAUGUUUACGUUCAUGUGAGAGUGUCUGCACUUUACGCUGACAGAAACACGACCGUUUUCCCUCCCUGUGUGGACUAAACAGCUCGGAGGCUAGUUGAGGCUAGCCGCUCAGACUGACUGAGAUAAUGGAUGAUGAUGUGUCAAUGCAUAGGUUGGAGGGUUCCGAUCCAACUGCUCAAGUUGGAGGUCUGAUUGUAAAGAAGAAGAGUGCUGCUGCUGAGCCCCAUGUUUUUCGGGCACCCACUCCACGCACGUCUUUACUGGGCUUGGAUCUUCUGGCAGCACAGAAAAGGAAGGAGCGUGAGACUAAGGAGCAAGCAGAUUCUAGUGAUGAUAGAAGUAAAAAGAAGUCAAAGGUUUCCUCCUACAAAGACUGGGAGGAAGGUAAAAGUGACUCUGGGUCUGAUGAAGAAGACGAUGAUAAAAAUAGCAGCGCUAAAAAGGAGAGCAGGAAGUAUCGUGUGACUGGUUCCGAGACACCCUCCAACCCGGGAGGGGUCAGCGAAGAAUUCAGACGCAGACACCAGCAAAGGGAGAAGGACAGGCGUGAGCAUGGUGUCUAUGCCUCCUCUAAAGAGGACAAAAACAGAGACAGAGAAAGGAGCAGAGAUAAGGGCAGAGAGCGACGCAGUGAAAGAGAUGAACGAGAGAGCGGCUAUACCCGUGGAAGCAGCAGCAGCCGGUCAGAGCGUUGGGAGCGCAGUGAGAGGAGUGAGCGCUCGCAGAGGGACGGCUGGUCCGAUCGCAUCAGCCGAGGUAGUAGGAGAGAUGAACCCCAAACACCGCAGAGUCGCCCCAGAGAUUCUUUCACUCCCUCACGCUCCAACUGGGAUGAGGAUGACAGUGGUUUUGGCAGUUCAAGGCAUUCCCAGUGGGAAUCUCCUUCCCCUGCCCCAUCUCACCGAGAGUCAGACCGUUCGGAAAGAAGCCAUCGCUCUGGCCGAGAGAGUGAGAGAAGGGACAGAUCAGUGAGAGGUCGUUAUGCUGACGACACGCCCCUGCCUACCCCGUCCUAUAAGUACAACGAGUGGGCCAAUGAUCGAAAGCAUUUGGGGUCCACACCUCGUUUAUCACAAGGAAAAGGAAGGAAAGAAGACGGCGAUGGAGGAAUUAUGUUUGAUAACGAGGAUGAAAAAGAACAGUGGGAGGAGGACCAGAAGCAAGCUGACAGAGAUUGGUACAUGAUGGAUGAAGGCUAUGAUGAGUUCCACAACCCUUUCACUUCUACUUCUGAUGACUAUAUAAAGAAGAGAGAGCAGAUACUUCAGAAGCAGACUCAAAAAAGAAUAUCUGCCCAGAAGCGACAGAUCAAUGAGGAUAAUGAACGAUGGGAGACCAACCGAAUGCUGACAAGUGGUGUGGUGCAAAGGUUGGAAGUGGAUGAAGACUUUGAGGAGGACAAUGCUGCUAAGGUUCACCUGCUGGUUCAUAACCUGGUCCCUCCCUUCCUGGAUGGAAGAAUAGUCUUCACAAAGCAGCCAGAACCUGUCAUCCCUGUGAAAGAUUCUACUUCUGAUAUGGCCAUCAUCUCUCGAAAGGGGAGCCAGCUUGUCCGUAAACAUCGCGAGCAGAAAGAACGAAAGAAGGUAUGCUGGACAUGCAAAAUAUGCUCUCAGUUAAUUAUGAGAAUAACUUGUGUUUUUCAGGCACAGCACAAACACUGGGAAUUGGCAGGCACCAAGCUGGGGGAUAUCAUGGGUAUCAAGAAGACAGAGGAUGAAGACAUGCCAGGGGGCAAAGCUGUAGGAGAGGAUGGCAAAGUAGACUACAGAGCGGAGCAAAAAUUUGCAGACCACAUGAAAGAGAAGAGCGAGGCCAGCAGCGAGUUUGCUAAGAAGAAGAGUCUUCUGGAGCAGAGACAGUACUUGCCUAUCUUUGCAGUCAGACAGCAGCUUCUUAAUAUCAUAAGGGACAACAGCAUAGUGAUUGUUGUUGGAGAAACCGGCAGUGGGAAGACCACCCAGCUGACCCAGUACCUGCACGAGGAUGGAUACACCAGCUACGGCAUGGUGGGUUGUACGCAGCCUAGAAGAGUGGCUGCCAUGAGUGUGGCCAAGAGAGUCAGCGAGGAGAUUGGCACCAACCUCGGAGAGGAGGUGGGUUACGCAAUCCGCUUUGAGGACUGUACAUCAGAGAAAACUCUGAUAAAGUACAUGACAGAUGGAAUCCUGCUCAGGGAGUCACUGAGAGAGUCAGACCUGGACCACUACAGUGCCGUUAUAAUGGACGAAGCUCACGAGCGCUCCUUGAAUACUGAUGUGCUGUUUGGCCUGCUACGUGAGGUUGUGUCUCGACGCACCGAUUUGAAACUCAUAGUUACAUCUGCAACCAUGGAUUCUGACAAGUUUGCAUCAUUUUUCGGCAACGUACCUAUAUUCCAUAUUCCAGGAAGAACAUUUCCAGUAGACAUAUUGUUUAGCAAGACACCUCAGGAGGACUAUGUGGAGGCAGCUGUGAAGCAAGCAUUGCAGAUUCACCUCAGCGGCAUGGUGGGAGACAUCCUCAUUUUUAUGCCCGGGCAGGAGGAUAUUGAAGUGACAUCAGAUCAGAUUGUGGAGCGUUUGGAAGACUUAGAGAAUGCUCCUCCUCUAGCUGUGCUGCCCAUUUACUCCCAGCUUCCAUCUGACCUGCAGGCCAAGAUCUUCCAGAAGGCUCCAGAUGGUGUGAGAAAAUGCAUAGUUGCUACAAACAUAGCUGAGACUUCCCUCACCGUGGAUGGAAUCAUGUUUGUUGUGGAUUCAGGCUAUUGCAAACUUAAGGUUUUCAAUCCUCGCAUUGGAAUGGACGCGCUCCAGGUUUAUCCCAUCAGCCAAGCUAAUGCCAACCAGCGUGCUGGCCGAGCAGGACGUACAGGACCAGGGCAGUGUUACAGGCUGUACACUCAGAGCGCCUUUAAGAAUGAGAUGCUGACGACCACCAUACCAGAAAUCCAGAGGACCAACUUGGCCAAUGUAGUCCUACUGUUAAAGUCUCUGGGUGUUCAGGAUUUGCUCCUUUUCCACUUUAUGGAUCCUCCACCUGAGGACAAUAUGCUCAACUCCAUGUACCAACUCUGGAUCUUGGGAGCUUUGGACAACACAGGAGCUUUGACACCGACAGGCCGUCUGAUGGUGGAAUUUCCCCUUGACCCUGCCCUCUCCAAGAUGCUGAUAGUGUCCUGUGACAUGGGCUGCAGUGCUGACAUUCUCAUCAUUGUCUCCAUGUUGUCUGUGCCAGCUAUCUUCUACAGACCCAAGGGUCGCGAGGAGGAGAGUGACCAGGUGAGGGAGAAGUUCUCAGUCCCAGAGAGUGACCACCUCACCUACCUUAAUGUCUACAUGCAGUGGAAGAACAACAAUUACUCUAGCAUCUGGUGCAAUGAGCACUUCAUCCACACCAAGGCCAUGCGCAAGGUGCGUGAGGUGCGCUCCCAGUUAAAGGACAUCAUGGUGCAGCAGAGGAUGAACCUGGUUUCCUGUGGUUCAGACUGGGACAUCAUUAGAAAAUGCAUCUGUGCCGCUUAUUUCCACCAGGCUGCCAAGCUCAAGGGCAUUGGAGAAUAUGUGAAUGUGAGGACAGGUAUGCCAUGUCACCUCCAUCCUACCAGCUCCCUGUUUGGUAUGGGCUACACUCCCGACUACAUCAUCUACCACGAGCUUGUAAUGACCACAAAGGAGUACAUGCAGUGUGUGACUGCAGUGGAUGGAGAAUGGCUAGCAGAGCUGGGGCCCAUGUUUUAUAGCAUCAAACAUGCUGGAAAAAGCAGACAGGAGAACCGUCGCAGGGCCAAGGAGGAGAUCAGCAACAUGGAGGAUGAGAUGGCCUUGGCUGAGGAGCAGCUGCGAGCUCGUCGAGAAGAGCAGGAGAAGAAGAACAACGCUGGCAGCGUGAGGGCGGUGAAAAUCUGCACACCAGGAAGAAAGGAAGAGGUCCCCAUGACACCCAGACGCACCCCUGCCCGCUUUGGACUGUAAACAUUCCUCUGGGAGCGUUCACUUCCAGCUUCUAAAGCGUUGCUCUCAUCCAGAUCCGGACCACACCACCACAAGCAAAAACAAUGCAACUUUCACCUAUUGGUUUCUUCCAUUGUGGCCAUCAGCUGCAGUUCAAGUGCAGACCACUAGAGUGAGAACUUGUAUAAGGCACAGGACUCAGAGACAAGCUGGGUUGAUCCUCCACCUUUAUCACUUUGACUAGCUGUUUCCAUGAUGCAUUUUAAGGAAAAAGUACUGAGCUGAUUUUUUUCCCCCUCCAUAAUCAGUAUUUAUAUGUGCUUAUUACUGAAAGGCUUUUAGAGAGGUGUUUAGAAUAAUUUUACCUCCACUAAAAACUCAAAUUUGAUUUUCUAUAUUCCUGACUGUAUUGUCAGAGUGCAGCUGAUAAAUAAUAAUCUGAUGUAAGUGUUACGUGUCUCCAUGUCCUUGUAUUUACUCGUUCUUGCAGUGUUGUGGCUUGAACAACAUGUGCCACCUUGAAGUGCUCCUCUACAGACUGAAGCACUAUUGAAAAUGUACUUGGGACACGAGUGUCUACUGACUACAGUUGUAUUGUUAUACGCCCUAAUACUCGCAAUACACUCAUACAGGCUUAAGCAAUUGACCUUUUUACUCCUGUUGACCUCGUUACAGCAUCGUAGUGUGGCACAGCAUUGCCUCAUUACUUUACCACGCCGGAUUAAAUGUAUAAAUUGUGUCAUUUUUAUGGCAACUGUGCUCAGAAUUGUCCUUUUUAGCUUCCCUUGAAACAGAUGUUUAGAAAUUCAUAUAUAAAAGAGUACUUUUGUUGAUCGGCACCCCCUUCUGUUGUAUCAGCUGAUUGGAAUUUCAUGCAGCUUCAGACAGACGGGUCUAUCUGUAACAAAACUCUUUAGAGAGGCGCAUGCUUGGUGAGUCACAUUGCUCUGAUUUGCCUUUUUUACAUGAAACUCAGCUUAUGUUAUGUUUUUUUCCUUUCUACAUCUUUUGUAAAUGAAAAAAAUAAACAUUAGCUAUUUUUUUUUUUAAUCUAAUGUAAUUCUGAUGCGAUUUUCGGCUCAAUCAUGCGAAACGCGCUUUUGCAGUGGCAUGAAUAAUAAUUUGACAAGUAAAAACGAUGCAACUCACUUUUUGCUGUAAAUUCUCUGCACGUGAUUUUACUGAA